UGAUUCGUCGCUAGAUGGCGGUAAUCAUGGCGGUAAUACGCAAACACCGGAUGUUGGCCGCCAUUAAACGUCAAGAAGAAGAGCGUCGCUUAAAGGAAUUGUUUCUCGUUUUAUAUAAAUAGAUAUUGUUCUUUAAGAAUGCGAUACGAAAAGUAACGUACGUUGUGCCUUUUCCCGAGCACGAUGGCUACUCAGAGAGUGCUCCCUCAAAGCAAAGAGACUCUGCUACAGAACUACAAUAAGAGACUGAAAGAUGAUAUCAAGUCAAUCCUGGACAAUUUCACCGAAAUUAUCAAAACAGCCAAGAUCGAGGAUGAGACACAGGUUUCCCGAGCAACCCAAGCAGAGCAGGACCAUUAUGAGAUGCACGUUAGAGCAGCCAACAUUGUACGAGCUGGUGAGUCCCUGAUGAAGCUGGUGUCCGAUCUGAAGCAGUUCCUGAUUCUGAACGACUUUCCCUCAGUGAACGACGCCAUCAGCCUCCAGAACCAGCAGCUGCGCUCGCUGCAAGAGGAGUGUGACAAGAAGCUCACGUCGCUACGUGACGAGAUCGCCAUCGACCUGUAUGAGCUAGAGGAAGAAUAUUACUCCUCCAGGUACAAGUAGGCUCAUACUUGCCCCCAUCCCACUGCCCCUCUGUUGUCCCAUGCCCAGCACCAUGCAAUGUCUCACCUUUGCCAUUCACUGCUGAGCCCAACGAAAGGUUUAGUUCUGCCAUCAUGUAAACGUGACUGUUUUGGGGUUGAAUUUAACACAAAGCAUUGCUGAGGUUGGUUGUGGUGCAGCCUAUCUCACUAAGUGACUUUACAUUUUCAUUGGUUAGCGAGUGCCUUGAUCCUUUUCUGCACAGUGAUGUGGGUCGUGAUUGGUCAAAGUUGAGAUGACCUCUGCACUACAGGGAUAUGCGACUGAAUAUCAUAAACAUAAAUGUAUGCAGCUCUAGAACUUUGACAGUUCAACAUGUGUCCUGGGGCAUUCAGGAAGUUUACUGAUAUAGUAUGAAAGCCAGAAGGCUUUUCUGGUGAAAACAAUUCAGAAUAGAAAGUACUGGUUCUAAUCUACUGCUGGGUUUAUUUUUGAAUGGUGAUCAGACUUUGUUUCUUGGUCUGCAGCUAACAAAGGCUUGAGAGGUUUUAACAAAUACGGUCAGGCAUGUGGGGAGAUGCAUGGUUUAGUUUAGCAGAUGAUUACAACUAAAAUGUUUUAAAUUAAAGACCAGAGUUCAAUUAAAUCCAUGAAUUUCUAGCACAUCUAUGGAUGAACUGUUAGAUGGUUGUUAAAAGGCUUCUGGGUAUUGCGACACAAAGCUCUGUGGAGAAAGCGAACUCCCUUUAAAGAGUUACACAGUUAAAGAACUAGAGCUAUGCCAGAAUAUAAGUUUUUAUAAAUUUGUCAUGUAAGAUUAUUUAUAUGUUAUAUUUAAAUCAUAAAUGUAACGGUGCUGACCCAUAUGAUGGAUUUUUAAGGCUGGACUGUGGAUGAUUCUUUGGUAUAGACUGUAUAAAAUUAGACACGACUGUUUAUUUAUUCAAAGUCAAAUCCGAAGCUACUAAGACUUUCUAAAACUAAGAUCUUCUGUAAAAGCAAUUUCAACCGAUCCGUCCUUGAGACUACAGGUGACUCAAGCUGUAACCAUGCACACCAUCACGCACGGAGUGGUUGUACAUGUGUACCAGUUUGUGCCAGAUGUUCCAAUAGACCCAGAAUGAUAAAGAAAUAAAGUAGAGACAAAACAC
Messenger RNA from Scatophagus argus, 1736 nucleotides. It is a transcript of the gene med22, whose product is annotated as mediator complex subunit 22. Gene Ontology annotation, cellular component: mediator complex. The transcript has 4 exons. The record is from RefSeq and is a predicted model, not a curated record. Lineage: Eukaryota; Metazoa; Chordata; Actinopteri; Scatophagidae. The coding region runs from base 184 to 606 and encodes 140 amino acids. Gene Ontology annotation, biological process: regulation of transcription by RNA polymerase II. Gene Ontology annotation, molecular function: transcription coregulator activity.